Molecule: messenger RNA, 3614 nt
Organism: Triticum aestivum (bread wheat)
Lineage: Eukaryota; Viridiplantae; Streptophyta; Magnoliopsida; Poales; Poaceae
Product: neurofilament medium polypeptide
Exons: 13
Coding region: 340-3348 (1002 amino acids)
Biological process (GO): regulation of double-strand break repair; chromatin organization
Cellular component (GO): nucleus
Molecular function (GO): DNA binding; histone binding
Source: RefSeq, a predicted model, not a curated record
UUGGGGUCCGGCCGUCCGGCGCACAAACCACACUGCUCCGAGCCCGACUAGCCCAACCAUUUACUAGUAGUAUACAAAGGAAAAAUAAACUCAGAAUAUUUCUCCUCUCUCUCUCUCCCAGGAGUCGGAGGACAGAAACCAGGAGGCGACGGAGGGGACGCAACGCGACUCCACACUCUUCCGCACGAAUCACCGCUCUCCUCUAGGUUCGAUGCGUUGCUGCUGCGGGAGCAGCGGCUGAGCUUGGGGCUUGCUAGGGUUUGCUCCGACUCGAUCUUCAGCGGGGGUCGGGGGAGCACUUCGUCUGCUUGGGCAGCUGGAGCAAUAAGGGUCACCCGGAUGACCGGGGCAGACCUGGCACCAGUAAUGGAGUUGAAGGCUGUGGCAAAUGGAGGAACACCCACUGAAGUUGUUGCUUCUGAUAAGAAGGAUAAUACCAAGAUGGAAGAGGCUGGCGAGAGCAAGGAUGUUGCAGUAGCGAAUACCAAUGCUGACCAACAGAAUAAAGCCUCAGAAAACGGCGCUAAGGGCUCAUCUGAUGAUGAUGCCAAGAUGGAGGAGGCUGAAGAUGCAAAGGAAGAUGAUGUGGGUGCUGUGAAGCAGGCAGGUACAGAGGAUGUCAAAUCAGGUGACAGUGCGGAUGCCAAGGAAGGUAAUGGCGCCAAUGCAGCAGAACAUGAGGAUUCCAAAACGGCUGCUAUUGAGGAUGUAGUUGCAAAGGAAGAUGACAACACCAAGUCAGCAGAACACAAGGACUCCAAAAUGGUUAUUGUAGAGGAUGCAGAUGCAAAGGAAGAUGACAAAGCCGCCAAGGCAGCAGAACACGAGGAUUCCAAAACGGCUGGUAUCGAGGAUGUAGUUGCAAUGGAAGAUGACAACACCAAGUCAGCAGAAUACAAGGACUCCAAAAUGGUUAUUGUAGAGGAUGCAAAUGCAAACGAAGAUGACAAAGCCAAGGCAGUAGAACACGAGGAUUCCAAAGCGGCUGGUAUUGAAUAUACAGUUGCAAAGGAAGAUGCCAACACCAAGUCAGCAGAACACAAGGACUCUAAAAUGGUUAUUGUAGAGGAUGCAGAUGCAAAGGAAGACGACAAAGCCAAGGCAGCAGAACACGAUGAUCACAGAACAGGUGGUGUGGCAGCAGAACGCAAGGAUCACAGAACAGGUGGUGUGGAGGAUGCAGAUGCAAAUGAAGACAUUAGCGCCAAGGCUGAAGAGUGCAAGGUUGGCAACAUGAAUACUGUAGAUAAUGCAGAUGUAAAGGAAGAUGAAGAUGCCAAUGAAGACAUUGGCGCCAAGGCUGAAGAGUGCAAGGUUGGCAACAUGAAUACUGUAGAUAAUGCAGAUGUAAAGGAAGAUGAAGAUGCCAAUGCAGCAGAACAUGAAGAUGCCAAAAUGGUUGAUGUGGAUGAUGCAGAUGCAAAGGAAGAUUAUGGCACCAAGGUAGCAGAACAUGAGGAUGUCAAAAUGGGUGCCGUGGAGGAUAUUGAUGCAAAGGAAGAUAACAACACCAAGGCAGCAGAACAUCAUGAUAUCAUAAUGGGUGUGGUAGAGCAUGCAGAUGUAAAAGAAGAUAACAGUUCUAAUGUAGCAGAAUGCGUGGAUGUCAAGAUGGCGGAGGCUGAGACCAAGCCAGGAGAUGCAGAGCUCGAAGACAAAGGGCACAAGGAAGAAAUGGAUGUGAACACAGAGGUCAAGAAGGGACCGAAAGAUGCAGAUCAAUGUGGUUCUGAGAUGCAUGAUGAAUUGAAUGGGCAAGGAAAGAAUGGAGCGGCUCGGCAGCAAGAAAAUAAAGCUGAAGAAAUGAGUGAUGAUGAUAGUCAAGGGGAAGUGGAAGUGGAAGAAAAGGGCUCUUCAGAUAAGAAAGAGGAAGGAGGGGAUGGUAAGGCAAACGAGAAUGAAGAAAAGCUAGAAAAAGAAAGUGCGAACAAGGAAGGAAAAGAUGGCAAGGUAACAGAAGAGGAGGUAGGCGAGGCAGAUAAGAACGUGGAAGAGAAUCAGGAGGAAACACCUAAGAACAAGAGGGCAAGGAGUUCUAGGGAUAGACGCCAAAGACAGGACAAGAAACAGCAUGGGUCCAAAUCCAGGGAAGCCAAAAGUUUACUAAACACUCCCAGCCCUUAUGGUAUUGAUCGCCCUCAACGUGAGAGGAAAAUAGUAGAGAGGUUGGUUGAAGUGAUUGAUAAGGAGCCAAACAGGAGCUUCGUAGUUGAGAAGGGUCGUGGCACUCCUUUAAAGGAUAUACCAAGUGUGGCACAGAGGUUAACGAGGAAGAAACCUGCUGAUCUUAAAUUUCUUCACAAUGUUCUUUUUGGGAGGAAAGGCAAGACUGUCGAUUUUAAAGGCCAUAUACUUCAGUUCUCUGGAUUUGUGUGGCAUGAGAGCGAUGAAAAGCAGAGAGCCAAGGCAAAGGAGAAGCUUGACAAGUGUAUGAAAGACAUGCUGGUGGAUCUCUGUUGGCUUCUUGCUAUUCCGGUUCCCAAAACAAACAUCAGAAAGGAAGAUAUCGUGGCAAAGCUGUUGGACUUCAUUGCUGAACCUCAUGCUAUGCCUGAUUCUGGCCUCUCUGAUGACCAGGGGUCAAAUUCUAGGAAACGCAAGAGAGGAGGUGGUAGUUCAAGCAAGACUUCGGAUAUCACUCCCAAGAGGUCUAAGAAGAAAUUUGCUGACGACAUAUCUCCAAGGCGAAAGCAAGCUCUGGAGUAUGAUACGGAUGAAGAUGUGAAGUCUGAUAGCGAGGAAGAUGCAGAUGAAUCUCAUGAUGAGCAGGAAGAUGGCUAUGACUCUGCCGAAGAAAAGGCAAGUAGGAAGUCCUCGGAAGUAAAAUAUUCUGCAGGUAGAAAGAAGGCUGCUGCUGGGAGCACCCAUAGGACAAGUCCGCCAAGGACAGCAAGCAAGACUGCAGGCAAAACAUCACCAUCCAAAGGUUCCAAGGAAAAGGAGAGCCCUGAUGAGAGUGCAAAGGUCUUCUCUAGGAAGAAGAAACCCAUCAUAUCAAAGCAUACUCCAAGCUCUGAAAAGGUGAUAGAAGAAAAUAAGUCAUCAGGUAAAGAGGCAAUGAAGAGCAAAGGCGAAUCAGCAGAAGGGGGUCUGCCCAGUAAGGCUGAGUUGAAGAAGACCAUUAUCGGAAUCCUUAAAAAAGUUGACUUCAACACGUCUACUUUUAGCGACAUUCUUAAGAAGCUCGAUGACCAUUACAAGAUUGAUCUGACCGCAAGAAAAGGAGCUAUCAAAAUUAUGAUUCAAGAAGAGCUGACAAAGUUAUCAGAGCAGGAAGACGAUGAUCAAGACAAAAAUGCAGAUGCCAAGAAGAAACAGUCACGGCAUCGAGCAAAGGUCACCGGCUGAUGCAUUGUGAAGCACCAUAGCAUUAGCGCCGAGUGUUGAUUAUUUUGUACUUAAUGCCUACUUCACUUUUGCCUUGGUGGGUUCUUGGGCAGUCGUAUGUUAAUUAUGGUUCCUAUGUUUUCAAACACCAAAAUCCUAGCCCUGUUUGUGUAUGUGAAAACAUAACCUGUAGGCAGCUCCGUACCGGGAGGCACUUCUAGCUAACAUUUGUAGGCAGCUCCGUACCGGUCAUAGGUUUGAAUAGAAUAUGGACAUAUUCGGAUUUC